Messenger RNA from Guyanagaster necrorhizus, 1744 nucleotides. RefSeq lists its product as uncharacterized. NCBI's taxonomy places the organism in Eukaryota, Fungi, Basidiomycota, Agaricomycetes, Agaricales, Physalacriaceae. Bases 69 to 1460 code for a protein of 463 amino acids. The record is from RefSeq and is a predicted model, not a curated record. The transcript has 3 exons. Gene Ontology annotation, molecular function: DNA binding; DNA-binding transcription factor activity, RNA polymerase II-specific. Gene Ontology annotation, biological process: regulation of DNA-templated transcription.
UGUUAUCCUAAAAUGGCACAACAGCAUUGUUCAGGUCACUUUGCUAUCUCACAUAUACGUCUCUGAAAAUGCAGCUACGGUCCAGCGCCAGACAGGAUGUCCUCCAGAAUAUCGUUCGUGUCGCCCAAAUUAUCAGGUCCAUUGGUGCUGAUCGAUUUCUCGCUUCUCAUGAUAUUAUCUCACCCUCCAUCUCGCCUUCGCUGGCCCUACAACUCCCCGACGAUGUCAAACUGGAGCUUUCAAAUGACCGUGUACCCGCCACAUUGCGCAAUUCCCUUACCACAGCGGUCGGAGAGCUCCAGGCACAAUACUCUCUGGUCUAUGAGCAGACUUUGCACCAAACUAUGUCUGUCCCCGGUCCCAGGUUGUUUCACCUUCAGCAGCUUGGUUCUCUUUUCCAGGAUGUGUUCGCUACACAGACGUUGCCAGAUUUGAUGGGCCGAUAUAUUCGUGCAAAGAAUACGAUGAUGUCGCGUCUCAAGGACGCCGCACAAAGACAGGAAAGGGAAACCCGCCCUCAAUUCAACACUAACCAUACGCCCCUCCUGCUAAUGAUCUAUACCCACCAUACACCAUACCCCACCGCCGCCGAGCGCCUCGCCAUCGCAGAAUACACCCACAUGUCCGAACGCCAGAUCGAAGUUUGGUUCCAAAACCACCGCCGCGUCCAGAAGAAAGCCGGAUUCCCGCCUUCACGCACACGUGGCCCGAGCGGAAGCGUCGAGAGGCUCCUCACGUCGUUGCCUUCUCCUUCAUACUCCCAGCCUACGCCAGAGCCGGAGCAGCACCCGGAUGACGACCCAGAGAAAAAGUACAUCAGCUUGACGAGACCGGCGUUCUCAGGCGCGCUCUCCUCCGAGUCGAUACCCGUACCCACACCCAACGACUACAAAGGCAAAGGCAGGGAAGUGUCUCCAUCCUUUCUCCGUCCCCUCCCCUACCCCGCCCAUGCUUUCCACUUUCAAGUCCCCUGGCCCCGCGCUCCACCUACCAUCCCCACCACGAUGAAACCCACACCCCCGACGAUGGACGACCUAACUCAUAUGUUCGCCCGGAUGAACGUCCACGCCCCACCGCAAGAGCACAAGGGCGAAGCAGCCACGGCCCGCUACACCACCGAUCUGCGGGGGCACUCAGCGGCAUACGUCGGUGAGGACGCAUGGAAGAGCUGGAGCUGGAGCUGGAGCUGGCACGGGCGGACGGGUCUGUUGAGUGUGGAGUGGGGCAAGAACAGUUGGGCAACGAGGAGAAAGUCGAGAACAAUUUGGAAGCCGUAUCUGAAGCCUCAGCAACCAUCGCGCUCUUCUUCUCGACGGACGCCGAGCAGGGGCUCCUCUUCUUCCUCUUCCCCCUCGAGUCGAAUAACAAGCUGGGGUUCUCAAAUUGACUCUUCUGCCUCGUCAUAUACGUCAUAUUCCCCUUCCCCUUCACCGCCUCCUGGCUUCGUUCCUGUCACAUAGGGAACGCGUAGCCAGGCAUAUCUUUCCCAGCCCGCUCUAGUCGUUGUUAUGGCUAGGAAGCGUCAGAGAUGAUAUCACACCUAUAGGACAGCCGAGUCCGGUCGCAAGGUGAUGGGAGGGCAGGGGAGAGUGACACAUUAUACUACCACUACUAAUUCGCAAGUUAAUUAUGUAGCCAUAGAUUAUUAGUAAUCUUCAUGUUCGCACCUGUAUAAAUAUUCUUCAAUCAUGCAUGAAAAUGACGGAGUUUCUAUUUGCUAAUAAGAUACACUAUACAGGUCCAC